AUGUUUUCCGAAUCCCAAAAUCCUGCAAUAACAGUUGCAGAUUUGUUAUGUAGUGCAGCAUGCAGGCAGGUAGUAGAGGAAGGGUGGUGGAUGAGAAAAUGCAUGGCUGGGCAAGGAUUGAUGGUAUCGGUGACGGUACGGAAUCAUAGAUUGACGGCAUUGGUGUUACAAGUACAAUACUUGGUUGCCUUACUUAUCAGAGUCGAUGUUUCAUUUAAGACAUGGGGAUACAAACGACUUGAGGUUACUUCGUGUCUUUUAAUGGCAUGGCAUGGCGUCCGAAGGGACUGGAGUUCUAGACUCAAACAAGGUUAUUUUGAUAACCACUAUCAACCUUCUAUUACUUUAACUGUUCGCGCGAACUUCUCCCUUCCCCAUGGAGCUGUCUUAGAGACCUACCGACACUUAGCUUGGCAAUUUCUGCACUGCCAUUUCACUUCCCAUCUCACACGAUGUCUCUCAUUGUGUACCCCCUUUUCCGAACGUCUUAAAUCCUCUAUUAUUGCCCUAUGGAGAAUGACAGUUGGCCAACCAAGAUCCUGCUAUGUGUCCAUGCUAGUGAUACCUUUUCAUCUAGCAAGCGCUAGCCGUGGUGGACCUGUCUUCGUUCCCAUUGCGGUUAUGACACCGCCUCAACACGAUAUCCUUAGCGGGGUAUAUCCAUAUGGAGACCUUGAUAGAUCAAGUAUCAAUUGCAGAGUAUCAAGACCCACAAUGGACUUUGUGGAGAACGUACUAUCUCCAUUCCAGCAGUUUGCAAUGAUGGAGCCAUCGAAAGCAUCGGCUACAUAG
Molecule: messenger RNA, 792 nt
Organism: Sclerotinia sclerotiorum 1980 UF-70
Lineage: Eukaryota; Fungi; Ascomycota; Leotiomycetes; Helotiales; Sclerotiniaceae
Exons: 6
Coding region: 1-792 (263 amino acids)
Source: RefSeq, a predicted model, not a curated record